CCCUGUGAAACAAUACAUAUUUGAACGUCUAUGCGUGUUAUGAUAUGAAUAUUUCAUGUGUAACCAGAUACAGCAACUGUACGAUGAACAUUCAAACUCUCGCGAACAGACGCGUGUUCCUCUCUCAGCCUCAAAACUAUAGUGUUUUCAGGUUAAGGGAUAUGCCGACGGGAUUUAGUGUUUUCUCGGAAGUCGCUGAGAAAAGUGAGUGCUAGAUCUUGUGGGCGUUUUCACCGGUCCGAAGUGUGAAAUUUAUCUCGCCCAAUGCAUCCGCUGGGCGGAGGAAUCUUUAGCACUGGGGGCUGACCGCGUGACGCAGCUGGUUGCUAGGUGUGGGUGACCUGAUGCAUUGACUCAAUUAGCCGAUUCUCAGUCAUCAACUCCAUCACAACAAAGCAAGACCAACAGCACUUCAGUCCGAGACACUCCGAAGGAGACAUGGCUUUUUAAUUUAGUACAGUCUUCGAUCCUAAAGAAACAACGUGCUUUGCUCUUGCAACGCACCCCAAGCUCAACACAUUUAAGCAAGAAUGGAGUUUCAUAAUGCACACCAAGCCCUGUUUUCUGUGGCUCAACUCUCAAACUUCACUGUCGUGCACUCUAAGCUCAGGCAUUUGAAUCGUAGGACCAACGGACAGGAUGAUGACAAUGUCAGCACCCAUUUGGAAGACUCUACUCGUCUGCCCGGCAGACCCCCUCACUCUCUCUCACCCACAGGCUAACCACAGCCAAUCGGAGGGGCGCAGAGGGGAGGGGCCAGAGGAGAACCAGCACUUAAUUGGUGAUGGUCUUAGUGACUGGAUGACGGAAGAAGUAGAUUUCUCCUCUUACCUCCCAACCCCUCACUCCUCUCCCUCCCCAAAUGCAUCCCUUCCCCCCUCGCCCCUACAGAAUGACAUCCAGGUGCCCUCAGAUUUGGAGGUCAUGACCUCUCUGCUGCAAGAGGAGCUUGCUCAGCUGGAGGAUUACUUCCUGUCUGACCCACUCCCAGAAAAAACCUCCAAACUGGGCAAAUGCGACAAGGGUCCAACGGCAGUUGGUCCAUCGUCGUAUUACCAGUUGCCCUACGCAUCAUAUUCUACUUCCAACCAAUCCGAAUCCAGCCCUCUACUUGUUACCCUGGCAACUGGGGAACUUGACUUGCUGAGCUUCUGUGGGGGUCCCAUUGGCCGUACCAAGAUUCCAAGACAUGCCCCCUACAGCUGCAGCCGCCCCAACAGCAACGUCUGCAGCCGCAAGAGAGUUUCCGAUGGGGUGAGGGUGGGUGACAGCUACGAGAGUAGCAUCUGGAGUUCCAAAGGAAAUUCCUCAGGUAACUCAGCUGUUGCGCCUGGUGGGAGCUACAGCUGUGCUGAAGAUGAACGGGUGGUAGGCAAAGGCUACUGCCUAGGCAGUACAGUAGAGAUCAGAAGGUGCGCCAUUUUACCCAAAGAGGAUAAGAAUUGCCGCUACACAGAAGAGGCCGUCGGUGCGAACAAGGCUGGUGGCGGCUACAACUUUAGUGGACCAAUUCAAAUUCCCCAUAAGAAAGACGAAAUGAUGUAUGGCAUCAGAGAAGUCAAUUUAAGUGGCAUAGGAGGAAGCACCGAGAUGGAGAUGAUGAGUGAACCGAAGAAUGGUGCUUCUGACAUGAAGGCCAACAUCUCUUGGAAGACCGAACCCAGCGAAAGCUGUUUCCUCCAAAAUGCAUCCCAAGAAGAGGCCUAUCACAGUUUUCUUGGGGCAAUCAAUGAGCCAGUAAAAGAGGAAAGCUUAGAGAUUCACCGGCAACAUAACUUCCACUGCGGCUUUCUCGAAGGCCAAGGCCCCGACUGCCUGAACGGUGACCGCCACAGACCUGAAAUGGGGUCCCCGUGUGCCAGAGGAGCCUGCGUGCUGAAAGAAGACCCCUGCAUUGUGAAAUCAGACCUAGAGGUGCCUCUAAUCGAAGGGCAUCAUGGUGAACGCAAACAGAAGAAGAGGGAUCAGAACAAGACUGCAGCUCACAGAUAUCGUCAACGGAAACGAGCAGAGUUGGACUCAUUGGAGGAACAGCUUCACGGUCUGGAGGGCAGAAAUCGUGAGCUCCGGGACAAGGCAGAAUCGGUGGAACGGGAGAUCCAGUACGUGAAAGACCUCCUGAUCGAGGUGUACAAGGCCCGGAGCCAACGCCUCAAGCAGGAAACCAGCGCCUGACCAAAAGCUCGACCACUUGGCGAUGGUCCUGCAAGUAGAAUUGAUAGCAGUCUGAAAGGCAAAGGAGAUUGGAAUGUUUUCUGACUGAAUGUGUUUUUUUAGGAUAUGGUGGAGGUUGUACUAUUGCACGUUACUCAGUCAUUUCAUUUUCGUUACAAACUGACAAAAUCCAUCAACAGCUGCAGCACAGACUUCCACUUUACUCAGAAAUAACUCCAAAUCAGUCGAUAUGCACUGUGAUUAUUAUGUCUUUGACUGUAAUGACAGCCGUUUUUCCUUUCCUCUUGUUUUUCCCAAGAGUGGCGACGGCUCAUCCUCUUGUUUCCAUAAAUGAGCUUUAACAACAGAGCGUUUACAGUUCAGGACUGACAGAAAUCCACACUGAAUAAUGCAAGAUCGACUUAAACACACCUUUAUUUAUUUUAGAAAAGGCUGUAAGGUAAUAUCACAGGUUCCGCAUACGACCUGCAUGCAGAUGCUGUUUUUUUAUUCAGUUUAAUUGAUUUUUUUUUUAUCAACUUUUAUGGUUCUAAUACUGGCGAUGUACAACAUUAGUCGUUCCUCUUUUUUUCCUUUCCAUAUAUUAAUUAACGAACGAGCACUGAUAUUAAAAGCAAUCUGUCUCUUACAUAUUGAGUUUCAGGGGAAGCACUUCUCAAAUUGAAUUUCCCUCAGGAAUACUGAACCUUAUAUUGUGUUUUUGAAUCCCCCAUUUUAGAUUAGUCCUGCAGCUCAGGGUAAUACGAUUUAUGUCCAAAGUCAUGGAGGUAUGUCAGUUUGUAACUCGAUGCUGAAGAUAUGGCACUGCCUAAUAAUGUUAUGUGUGUUGACUUCCUGUAUUUUCGUUCUUGCAUGCAGAAGAUUUCAUGGCUCUUUACAAAGAAUGUUUGUUUUUCCUUUCGUCCGAAUGACCUGUUCUGGCAGAAGUCUUUCUUGCUUAAGGAGUCCUAUUUUGUAUUCUCUUGACCAACACGUUCCAUUAGAGAUGAAUGAGUGGCAUUUGAUUCACAAACUACUGUUUGGCCCAAUGUCUCUGCUGUUAUUGCGACUACAAUCAGGGUUUGUGAUUUUAUAAAGCUUGUUUGCUCUAAUGUACAAGUGUGUGUUGGGGACAGAAAGUAAAAAUCUUUGUAGUGAUGCAGCUUUUUUUGAGUAAUCACUGAAAUGAUUGUGGUGGCUUUAGAAUUGCAGACUUCCCAGCUUGUUAGCAAUAUUUCAUCAACAAUGUAAAUGACUGAAUUUUCCUUUUCUUGAUUUUAUUCCAAUUGCGAUCAUGCACAAUCCUUGAAAAAUGUUAUGAUUUUCAUGUUUACAAAUUAGUCGAUUUCAGGAGUUUAUUCUGGUAACCUGUGUAGUGACUCUGAUUUUUCUACUUGCUCAAAUAGGAGACAUGCAUUUAGCACAAGUGCAACAAUAAGAAAGAAAUUAGCUGUAAAUCAGGCAUUGAUUAGAUUUUAUUUAUUCUUCCUAUUUAUUCUUUUUUAUGACUUGAUUUUACCGAAGUGUCGUGCGUACCUUAAUACUACGUAGCAAUAUUACAAAUAUCGUUGAAUUCCUCUAAAUAAGCAACCUAGGUACUGAGAGAGCUUAGCAUAUCGACUUCAAAUAUGCUUUUCUUGGCGGUAUACAAUCAUGAUUAUGAAAAAUAAUUAAUUAUGCGCUGUGUUGUACGGUCAUUAUGUGAAGUUAAAUUCGUACUAUAAUUUCUAAAAAUUCAUUUCAUUUAUUUUGAACCUAAAAUGAAGGCACACGAUUUCCAAGAGUUUACACCAGCUAUAAAUACUAAGAUCACUCAUUUUGUACGAGGCAUUUCGAUGUAUCGUCUCCGAUUAUUUACUUUGUGUUUCCUGUUAUUCCAUUGAAUUCAAAUAAAGUGAUUUGUGUCAGCAGCAGUGCACGUUGGCGA
Danio aesculapii is the source of this 4081-nucleotide messenger RNA. It is a transcript of the gene atf5a, whose product is annotated as activating transcription factor 5a. Gene Ontology annotation, biological process: regulation of transcription by RNA polymerase II. Gene Ontology annotation, molecular function: RNA polymerase II transcription regulatory region sequence-specific DNA binding; DNA-binding transcription activator activity, RNA polymerase II-specific. The record is from RefSeq and is a predicted model, not a curated record. Lineage: Eukaryota; Metazoa; Chordata; Actinopteri; Cypriniformes; Danionidae. Gene Ontology annotation, cellular component: nucleus. The transcript is spliced from 4 exons. Bases 640 to 2175 code for a protein of 511 amino acids.